Messenger RNA from Paramecium pentaurelia, 997 nucleotides. The record is from the annotation of a GenBank genome assembly. Lineage: Eukaryota; Ciliophora; Oligohymenophorea; Peniculida; Parameciidae.
UAUGAGGUCUGUAAAUAAUACAAUAAGAGCAGCUAGUUAAAGGUAUUUAUAUUUAAAUAAUAAAUAAAGUAAUGGGAAACAUAGAAUUCUCAAAGUUCCUACAAAAAAUAAACAUCAUAUUACCCUUGCGCCAAUAAACAGAUUCAUUCAAAUUAAAGAUUGUGCUGAGAAAGAUUGUCAAUACAAACUAGGUAAAUUGAUUGGUUCUGGUUCAAAUGCUUAAGUGUAUUAGGCUAUGAAUAUGAACACUGGUGAAGUUGUGGCUUGUAAAAAAGUACUGUUCAAAUUCAAGAAUCAGUAAAAAGUAGAUGUAAGAUAUACAAAUUUAAUUAGAUUGAACUGUCAUUUCUAUAAAUUCUAUAACACUAAAACAUAAUCAAAUAUAUAUCUCAUGUAUAAACUAAAGAUAGUCUAUUAAUUUAUUAAGAAUAUAUGCCAAUGGGUAUGAAUCAAUUAAUUUAUUAUAGGUUCAAUUUCUCAAUUAUUAAAUGAAUUUGGUCCAAUGACAGAGUAAACUAUAAAAACAUAUACUCAUCAAAUCCUUAAUGGCUUAGAAUACUUACAUAAUAAAGGGAUAUUACAUUUAGAUCUAAAAUCUAGUAACAUCUUGUUAGACUCAAGUGGAGACAUUAAAAUCUCAGACUUUGGUUGUAGUAGACAUAUCAAACAAAAUUUAUGUUAGAGCAUUCUUUAAGGGAGUGUUCCUUGGAUGGCUCCAGAAGUCGUUAGAUAAGAACAAAUUGAUACUCCAGCUGAUAUAUGGUCAUUUGGUUGUGUAAUUUUGGAGAUGUUAACUGGGAAACAUCCUUGGUUUGAAUAACUUGAUUUUGAUAAUGUUGCAUCAACACUUCUCGCAAUAGCAUUUAAUCAAGAAUCACCUAAAAUUCCAGACAAUGUUUCUAAAGAAUUAACGAACUUUCUUCUAAUGUGUUUCUCGUAAGAUCCAUUAUAAAGAGCAACAAUAUAAUAACUUAGAUAGAGUGCUUUUUUAUAAUGA